Verticillium dahliae VdLs.17 is the source of this 1662-nucleotide messenger RNA. Its product is annotated as UBX domain-containing protein 8-A. Gene Ontology annotation, cellular component: endoplasmic reticulum. The transcript is spliced from 3 exons. Gene Ontology annotation, molecular function: ubiquitin binding. The record is from RefSeq and is a predicted model, not a curated record. The coding region runs from base 46 to 1662 and encodes 538 amino acids. NCBI's taxonomy places the organism in Eukaryota, Fungi, Ascomycota, Sordariomycetes, Glomerellales, Plectosphaerellaceae.
AUUUCCUGAGAACGCCCGGAAAUUUCGCCACCCAAACGAACAUCGAUGGCGACGGGAGGAGAUGUUGACUUGGGAGAGCUUUCUCCAAGCCAACAAGAUGCCCUACAGCAGUACAUGCAGGUUACAGAUCAAGAGGUCAAAGACGCCAUACCACUGCUGCAACGGUCACAAUGGAAUGUCCAGAUUGCCAUCGCAAAGUUCUUCGACGGCGAAGGGCCUGAUCCUCUAGCCGAGGCGUUGGCUCAGCAAGAGCUCCCGCGGUCAUCGGCAAGACUCGAAAAUCUGCAGGAGAGCAUGUACACAGCAGCGGCUCAGCCGCCGAGACGCAACCCAGCCGACAGGCCCGAACCGGCACCAAGGAUCGUCCCCAUGCCCAACACCGUCCACAGGCCGCCGUUCCUCGUCGGACUCCUGCUGACGCCCUUCAGUCUCGGGUGGGCUGUUGCCUCUCGACUCUUCCGCACUGUUUGGUACAUCUUCUCCUUCUUGCCAGCCUCAAUUCGACCGCGAGGUUUAACGAACGGAUCGACAUCCGGCCUGCGGAACACCACGGGCCGCCGAAUGCUGAUGCCACAAGAUACGGCAGCCAGGUUCAAGCGCGAAUUUGAGGAAGAAUACGGCAAUAGUGAGCUGCCGUGGUUCGAAGGAGGCAUUGCGCAAGCGCAAGAUUUGGCAAAGAAGGACCUCAAGUUCCUGUGGGUUGUGUUGAUGUCACCGGAGCACGACGAUACGGAAUCCUUCACGCGCGAGACGCUCCUGGCACCGGAGGUCAUCGGUUUUAUCCGGGACCCGGCUAACAAUAUCAUCCUGUGGGGCGGCAACAUCCUCGACUCGGAGGCCUACCAAGUGGCGCAAGAGUACAACUGCACCAAAUACCCGUUUUCAGCGCUGGUCUGCCUGACGCCCAAGGAGGGCAGCACGAGGAUGAGCAUCGUGAAGCGCCUCGUCGGCGCGAUGCCGCCGACGGCCUACCUCUCUGAAGCGCAGAGUGCGAUCAACAAGUACACGGCAGAUCUGGCGGGCGUGCGUGCCGAAAGGACGGCAAGGGAGGUGACACAGAACCUGCGUCACGAGCAAGACUCGGCCUACGAGCGAUCUCUUGCCAAGGACCGAGAGAGGGCUCGACAGCGACGCGAGGCGGAGAAGGCUGCGGCAGAGGCGGUGCAGAGGGCGGAGGAGGAGGCCGCGGCGGCUACGCGGCUCGCAGCGCAGCGUGAUCAGUGGAGGCGCUGGCGGGCGACGAGGAUCGAGGCCGAGCCAGCCGCCGACGACAAGGAGGUGGUGCGCAUCGCGCUCAAGAUGCCCGAGUCGUCAGGUGCCGGGAGGAUCGUGCGACGGUUCCGCAAGGAUACGUCCCUCGAGGCCCUCUACGCUUUUGUCGAGUGCUACGACUUGCUACAGGGAGAGUUCGACGAGAAGGCCGAGGAACCGACGGACUACAAGCAUAAGUUCGGCUUCAGCAUUGCAUCGAUCAUGCCGAAGAGUGUCCCGCCAACAGGCGCUAAGCGACGCGAUGCAGGAGACUGUCGGUUUGUCUGUCUCUCACUCUGGCUCUGGCUCAAGGUGCAGCCUCUGAGAGACACAGAAGGAGACAAGUUCACAGGGCCACAGCGGCGCACAGGGCAGGCGAGCCGGCGGGAUGAGGCAUGCAAGGCAUGUUGA